GUGAGAUCAGUGACAGCCCUCAGAGCUAAAUAUCGUAGAUACCAUGGUCUCAGCAUAUUCCAUCCUUUUUACGCUAGUGCUGUUUUCUGAGCUGAACAGCCACUUGCUAACUGUAGCUUCACCGGCGACUAAAGUAGAAGAUGGCGAAAUAGAGCAAGAUGGCCUGAGUGCCCUACUGGGUGACGACCCCAUUAACGAACACGCCAUGGUCCCGCCUGCAUACAGAGGACGCCUCAUGCUGGACAACAGCAUCAGGGACGAAGACGGGAACCGCAAAAUCAUCAUCGUCUCGGACAUGAGGCAGAGGGGACGCGGUACUCGUGGGCUGAACUCGGUCCUCACCCGGAGCCUUCCCCUGCUCGCAGACCAAAAGUUGAGCCGCGCUCCGGCCGAGUACAGUUUCAAAAUAGAUCGCAGAGACACUGACUUCAACAUGCUGCGGUGUAUGAUAGGACGAGUGUACCGACCCUGCUGGGAAUCUUCCAACAUCCCCUGAAUGUUCAGUGGAGAGCUCUUCCUCGUGUGUUACACUGAAAUGCAUUUCUAUGUAGAAAAAAAAAAAGAGUGCACAAACAUGUAAAACUAAAUAAAACUUUAUUAAAAUUCACAAGUCUGCAGCAUAUUUACAUUUCAUUGGGAUAUUAUAGAUUAAUAGACUAUGGAAGUAGUGAUGAACCCACAUUUACUGACCAAAACCAUCUAUUCAAGUUGAAGCCACUUACAUUUCUACAUUUUCCUGAUAAAUUAAUCAAUAGAGUCAUUUAUCAAAACAGAAACUGCAAAUAUUUACCACUUCCUGCUUCUCAAAGUGAUAAAAAAAACAAAGCAAAUCACAACUCUAACUGUGAAUGUUAUAGUUUCGACCCUUUCCUGAUACUAGAUGGAAGUAAUAAAUAAAAAUAGUUGGACAUUUUGAUGACCACACUGUCAAAGUCAAGAGUUUAGAAGAGAUAAGAAAAAGGAAACAAUCAUAAUCAGUCUGAAAAAAAAAAAAAAA
This is a messenger RNA of Paralichthys olivaceus (Japanese flounder), 997 nucleotides long. It is a transcript of the gene pmch, whose product is annotated as pro-melanin-concentrating hormone. NCBI's taxonomy places the organism in Eukaryota, Metazoa, Chordata, Actinopteri, Pleuronectiformes, Paralichthyidae. The record is from RefSeq and is a predicted model, not a curated record. Gene Ontology annotation, biological process: behavior; chemical synaptic transmission. Gene Ontology annotation, molecular function: type 1 melanin-concentrating hormone receptor binding; melanin-concentrating hormone activity.